Molecule: messenger RNA, 5124 nt
Organism: Peromyscus californicus insignis
Lineage: Eukaryota; Metazoa; Chordata; Mammalia; Rodentia; Cricetidae
Gene: Ets1
Product: ETS proto-oncogene 1, transcription factor
Exons: 8
Coding region: 340-1665 (441 amino acids)
Biological process (GO): cell differentiation; regulation of transcription by RNA polymerase II
Cellular component (GO): nucleus
Molecular function (GO): DNA-binding transcription factor activity, RNA polymerase II-specific; sequence-specific DNA binding
Source: RefSeq, a predicted model, not a curated record
GCCUGGGCUCGGGUGAGGAACGCCCUAAAGCGGAGGCGAGCUGCACAGCGCCAGCGCCGGCCAGCCGUGCAAGCGCCCGGGACCGAGGAGCAAGCGGGCGAGGCGCGGGCGAGGCUGGGACCCGAGCGCGCUCUCUGCUCCGCCAAGUGCCAACUUUGCGCGGACCGGCUGGGUGCGCACCUUCCCGCAGGGCAGUCCGCGGGAAUUUGAGAUUUUUAGGGAAGAAAGUCGGCUUCGCCCUGUCCCCUUGCCCCGGGUUCAGAAUCCCCAUUAAAAAGCAAAACAACAGUUACAACAAACUUGCUCUCAUCCCGCCGGGCCCCCACAACUCCCGGCACCAUGAAGGCGGCCGUCGAUCUCAAGCCGACUCUCACCAUCAUCAAGACAGAAAAAGUGGAUCUGGAGCUUUUCCCCUCCCCGGAUAUGGAAUGCGCAGAUGUCCCCCUGUUAACUCCAAGCAGCAAAGAAAUGAUGUCCCAAGCAUUGAAAGCUACUUUCAGUGGCUUCACGAAAGAGCAGCAGCGACUGGGAAUCCCAAAAGACCCCCGGCAGUGGACAGAAACCCAUGUUCGGGAUUGGGUGAUGUGGGCUGUCAAUGAGUUCAGCCUGAAAGGUGUGGACUUCCAGAAGUUCUGUAUGGAUGGAGCGGCAUUGUGUGCCCUGGGUAAAGAGUGCUUCCUGGAGCUGGCUCCAGACUUCGUGGGGGACAUCCUGUGGGAGCAUCUAGAGAUCCUGCAGAAAGAGGAUGUGAAGCCAUAUCAGGUUAAUGGAGUCAACCCUACCUAUCCAGAAUCCCGUUAUACCUCGGAUUACUUCAUUAGCUAUGGUAUCGAGCAUGCUCAGUGUGUUCCUCCCUCAGAGUUCUCAGAGCCCAGCUUUAUCACAGAGUCCUAUCAGACUCUGCAUCCCAUCAGCUCAGAGGAACUCCUGUCCCUCAAGUAUGAGAACGACUACCCUUCUGUCAUUCUCCGGGACCCUCUCCAGACAGACACCUUGCAGACAGACUACUUUACCAUCAAGCAAGAAGUGUUAACUCCAGACAACAUGUGCAUGGGGAGGGCCAGUCGUGGUAAACUCGGGGGCCAGGACUCUUUUGAGAGCAUAGAGAGCUACGAUAGUUGUGACCGCCUCACCCAGUCCUGGAGCAGCCAGUCAUCUUUCAACAGCCUGCAGCGUGUCCCUUCCUAUGACAGCUUCGACUCUGAGGAUUACCCCGCUGCCCUGCCCAGCCACAAGCCCAAGGGCACCUUCAAGGACUAUGUGCGUGACCGUGCUGACCUCAACAAGGACAAGCCUGUCAUUCCUGCUGCUGCCCUGGCUGGCUACACAGGCAGCGGCCCGAUCCAGCUGUGGCAGUUUCUUCUGGAAUUACUCACUGAUAAGUCUUGCCAGUCUUUCAUCAGCUGGACAGGAGAUGGCUGGGAAUUCAAGCUUUCUGACCCCGAUGAGGUGGCCAGGAGAUGGGGAAAGAGGAAAAACAAACCUAAGAUGAAUUACGAGAAACUGAGCCGUGGCCUUCGCUACUAUUACGACAAAAAUAUCAUCCACAAGACGGCGGGUAAGCGCUACGUGUACCGCUUCGUCUGUGACCUGCAGAGUCUGCUGGGAUACACUCCCGAGGAACUGCACGCCAUGCUGGAUGUGAAGCCAGAUGCUGACGAGUGAUGGACACAGAAGGGACUGGGGGAACCCUGCUGAGACAUUUCAGAAAACAACCGCGUUGGCUGGACUCUUAAUUUUUAGUUGUUAUUCUAUGUUUUAUUUUCCAGAACUCAUUUCACAUUCAGGGGUGGGAGCUAAGGGAGGUGCAGCUGUAUUCCAUUGGCCAUUGGUGAGGCUGGAAAGAGAAAGUCAGGACCUCUGGGGUGGGUGGGGCAAGAAGCUCCUGAGCAGAUUUUUCAGGAGAGAGAAAAAGGUCUUCUUAGAAGUUUGAUGGACCUGGUUUGCAGGAGGAAGAGACUAAUGUGUCCAAUCAUUAAAACAAGUUUAAGAAAAAAAGUCCAUCUUGAGUUAUGGAUUUAAUAGCAGGAGGACUUGUCACAUCAUGAGUAAUGGGAUUGACUAAAGUCAAUACAUCUGGAGGGUGGGAUUAAAAACAUUUUCUUCAGGGGAUUACUAAAAACAAGAAUUAUUAACCUUUCUACUUUUUGAAACAAAGAUGGACUUCAAUGGAGGGGGUCCAAAACUGUUUUUAUGUUAAAGUUUAUUUUAUUAAAUUUUGUGCCAGUAUUUUUUUUUUCUUAAAAAAAAAUGUCUUAAGCUCUAAGAUGGUCUCAGUAUUGCAGUAUUGUGAGUUUGUUCUUUUUUGGCGGCUGAGGAUUCUGUCACAGUGAAAGGCAACCAUUUAUAUAGACCCCAUCGGAAAAUCAAAGCUCUGUACUGAGAUCAGAGACCCCAGACUCACCUGAUUUAGCUGAAGGAAAUGAAUGCUGAUUUGGGAGCAGGGGAACCGUGCAUGUGAAUUAUACCUGCAGUUUGUAUAAAAUUUUCACGUCCCUUGUCAUUUAGAGGACUGUCAGGCUUUGGACUUAGUGUAGUUAAGGGGCAUUAAGUCUUUGCACUGAAUGUAUUUUGCAGCUCUGAUUGGGGACUGUUGUCAACAUAGGAAUACUGCUAAAGUCUUGGAAAGGAAAUUGAAGGAGGAAGAUUAACCUGGUUUUUGAUUAAAUCUCUACCUGAAACAUAGAUGACUCAGAAUAAAAGCUGUUCAAAUGGGCAUUACCCGUCAGGUCUUAAGUAAGCCCCAAAUGCAUGCCAUUUCAAAUGAACACUCUACAGUUUCUCCUCUACGUCUUAUUUUCCUGGCAUCCCACAUUGUUACCCCUCCCGCCCCCAACCUCAUUGUUCAGUAGAGUGGAAUGCAAUGCUUUCUGAUAGGUGAGUAAAAGUGUAAUUUCAGACAUCACGACAUGAAUCCAAGAGUACAGACUUGGUAGGUUCAGAAGCCAUGGAAAUUCAGAGAGUAUUUCAGUGGCACGUGACUUGGCCUCCUUUGGGAAGAGGCUUUCCUUUGAAGAAUAGGAGCUUGUCAGGUAGGACUUCAGGUGAGGCUGCAUGUAAAGAAAGUGGUAGAGAGUGCUGGAAGCUGGAGCUUGACCUGGUGCUUUGACAGAAGACAAGGGAAGGUCAACUGCAGAUAAGAAGAGUGACUUAAAGGAGAAGAUACAAGGGGAGGAGCUUGGUGAGGAAAAUAAAGUGGUCCAUGAUGUUUAAAUAUGUUUUUAGUUCCCUCAAAGCUUAAAUACAAAGAGUUAAUUGAGGCAACCAUCUUCCUCCCCUUGGGAGGGGAGACCUGAAAAGAAGGUAUUGGGGGUAAAAAAUAAACAAGGAAACUUGCCUGGUAGCAUUAGAAUCCCUUCCACUGUACACUUGUCUGGUUAAGACAAUGAUAGUGGAUGUCCAUGAGAGAAAAGAGGUAAUUGAUUGAGAUGGGCAUCUCCAGGCUGGCUCUUUUGGGGGAUUCCGCUAUGAAAAUGAAAGUUGUAACUACCUUGUAUCAUCUUCCUGAGAGUUGAUGGCUGACUCCCAGAUUCUCUUGCAGACUCUGAAUUAUUAAGAACAUAACUCUUGUCCGUGGAUGUUCUGUACUGAUUGACUGGAGCAUCCUCCACACAGGGAAGCAAAGGCAAAACAUCCCAGCUAUAUAUUUUGAUCUUACAGAUGCAGGUGCCUUAAUGAAGCUCUCAAAAUAUUUAGGAGCUGCUCAGGGAGUAUUAGGUGGGAUCAUUUGGAUUAUGUUGUUUUAUAUUAUGUGAUCUUUGUUGGGCACUGGCAGUGUGUGUGUGUGUGUGUGUGUGUGUGUGUGUGUGUGUGUGUGUGUGUGUGUGUGUGUGUGUAUGCACUUGUGUAAAACUGCAGCUGAAAUAAUACUGAAUUUUCUACUUAAGUCUGUCCACAUUUCUGUAAUGGUGAAAGAGUACAGCCAGGGCUGAUAUCAUUGCUUGCUGUUUGCAACAGGGCUUUAAACAGUCAUUUUCCCAAAUAAUCCUCCUCUUCUAUUCAAUGCAUGCUGAGAACUCUCCUUCUGUGAGGCUAAUGCCUGCAGUCCCUAUGGCAGAUGAGAUGUGAGAAAGUGCCUCCUUGCACUCCUCAGCUUGCUGACUUACUUGCCAAGAUGUCCCUUCUCCCUAGGUCCACCAUUUUCAGGAUUGUAGAUAGUAUAUUAGUCAGACAGCUUUGUUAUCCAUCUGGCCAGAUGCUUUUUGUCCUUUUGUCCAAAGGCCAGAGACCAUCCAGGAAGAGUGAUGGGUGGUUUAUACACUGGAAAUGUAGCAGCAUUGUUGCAUUGAUGCUCUUUAAAAACACGUUAACUUCAGAGGAAGGAUGAACAAAUCUGAUCUAGCUGGGUGACACUCUGGUUUUCCCAGAGAGAUGCUUUAACCUGCGUGUGGCUUUUUGGCUCAGAGUCCAGGAGGAGGGGACUCUGUCCAUGGAGCUCUGGUUUUGUGGUUGUGGAGAUUGGUGGAAGCAUUUCCAGAUCAGAGGCGCUCUUCCUCACUUUGGAGACCAACACUCUGGGUUUUAAAGCAUUAACCUUCAUGGUGAAAUCAUACCUUCUCUCUUCUAGUCAUGCUGUGCAUGCUGCUUUCUCUGUUGGGGUCUAUAUAAAUUUGUUGAACUCUUACGUACAUUCCAAAGAAGUUUCAAGGAACCACAAAUAUAUGUAUACAAAUACAUAUAUGAAGUAUAUAUGUUAAAAUGAAAUUAUCUCUAUCAGGAAUACUGCCUCAGUUAUUGAAUUUUUUUAAGAAUACUUUUUUUUAAGAUGAGAAUUAUUGGGGUGAAAAAGAUGUUAUAUUGUGUUUGACUAUUUUCCAACUUGUAUUUUCAUAUAAUUUAUAUUUUUUAAAUGCUGAAAAUUUAAAAGCAAGAUUUAAAAAGGAAAAGCAGGUGCUUUUUAACAAUCAGAACUGAGGUAGCUUAGAGAUGUAGUGGUGUGAGUGUCAUAUGGUUUUUUUUUAAACAAAUGCAAAAAAAUUCUUAUGGGGGAAUUUUUUGUUUGUUUCUUUUAGUAGCUGAUGCUGGCACAUCAUUUUGCUGGAAAGUUUUUUAUAUACUGUAGCCUGAUUUCAUAUUGUAUUUUAAACUGUGUGAAAUUAAAGAAACAAAGAAAUUCAUUCAUAA